Thlaspi arvense is the source of this 689-nucleotide messenger RNA. NCBI's taxonomy places the organism in Eukaryota, Viridiplantae, Streptophyta, Magnoliopsida, Brassicales, Brassicaceae. The record is from the annotation of a GenBank genome assembly.
UCCUACUUCGCUGCAAUUACGGACCAAAGCUUCAAAGUUUGUUGCUUUUUUCUCAUGCUUAAUUGAUACUUUCUUCCUUCUGUGCUCUCUCUCUCCCUCACAGAUCGAUUCAAGAUCAAUGGGUAUUUUACUCUGCUGUCUUCGAGUUCCGAGGCAUGAUGAUGAAUCUGGAAACGUACCCAGAAUCAGAGCCUUCAAUUUCUCAAUAACUAAUAACUUUCUCCUCAAGUACGAUCAACUAUCUCGAAACCAGGAACGAAGGGUAAAUCCCUCUGUCGCCGACGACGAAGAUGUUUGUCCGACAUGUUUCUAUGAGUACACUGAGGAUAAUCCGAAGAUAGUUUUGCAAUGUGGACAUAUCUUUCACCUUGCUUGCAUCUAUGAAUGGAUGGAGAGAAGUGAAGUUUGUCCCUUUUGUUCCAAGAAAAUGCUUUUCAUGGAGGGUGAAAUUACAGAGCAAGUGGCGUAACGACAAGAGAGACGUCCUCAUAUUCUUUGGCGGCUGCAAAUGUUAUUCGUUAACAAUUCCUUUUUGUGAUCUAGUAUGUUGUAACUAUUCUUUUAUAGAUUUUGGAAGACUUCGAUUAGCUUUUGUCUCUUUACCCCUCCAAAAAGAUAUUAGUCCAUUUUUGUGUGGUGUUUAUAUGUGAUAAAAUUCAUUUGUAGUAGGAUUAGUACGGGUUAAUGGG